UCUUUUCUCCCUGCCAUGCCUUGUGUGCAGUUGUCCUCUCUAUGCUUGUGGUCCCAGAUUUUUCCAGUCUCAGGAUGGAACCUCUUGAGGAGUGGGGGUUACUCGAUAGGGGAAUAACUCAGAUGGCAAGACCCCAGGUCCAAAACCCUACCUUAGAGUCCAAAAAUACUUUGGUCAGAAUUCCAAAGUGUUUUUGGAAUACACAACAUCAUGAGAUAGGUACAGUUAUCUUUGAUAGGCUCACAUAUCAGAAACAAAUUAAUUAUUUACUGCCAUUGACAUCAAGACCCUCAACAUGUUUACAUGGCAAGAGGACUGUUUGACCUUUUGUCAGAGUUAACUCACUCCGUGUCAGAUUAGCUCUCCUUCCUCACUGGCAAAACAUCCCCUGGCUUUCCAAAUCAAUACUUGUUUAUGGCGCUUAAUAAAUUAUUUCCCAUAAAAGCUCCUCGGGCUAACGCAUUGAGACCCCAUACCCGCAGAUGAACAUAAUGGUCCUAGUGUGUGUAAUGCACUUAGAGUGAGGUUACCACAGUGCAGAAUGACUGUGAAUGCCUUAUCACUCCACAGUGGCUAUGCUAGAGUUAACCUCUGGACUCACUGAUUGAACAACAAAGCCAUAGACAUACAGAGAAUGGGCAUAUCAGCAGAGCGAAAGCAGCCCAGAGACAAGGAGCAGGGAGUCGCACAUAAGAGAAAGACGGGCGAACAGGGCAGGGGACAGCUGUACUGUAGGCUACUGCAAGAGGGGAACAGGAAGUUAGUAUAGAGACCUGGAGUUUCCGUGAAAUGGCUUCUUAGUAAUACUAAGAGAAGUGGCACAACCGCGGCUGCUAUCUAGAAGUGGUGCUCAUAAAGAAAGCAGAAGCAGGAAGACCAUGAGCAGCUAGAAAGAAAGAGAGGGAGAGAGAGGGGAAGCUUUUAGGGUAGGAGAGUGAAAGAGAGAGAAUGGCAUACAAACAACGAGAGACCAUGAGACGAUAGAGCCGGGAAGGAGAGACUGAAGGCUUGUUUUGGUGGAAGAGAGGAGCCCCCCUGGAUGAGGAAGAGGCAGAUGAAGUUGAUCAGCAUGGGAGUGAAGGGCAGGGCAGCGGUGGCCGUCGUGUUCAUCCUCCUCCUCCUCGGCUCCCUCUGGCUGCAUGGAAACUUGGAGAGCCCCUGGGAGUCCUGCAUGAAGUCCUACAAUCAAAACGAUAAGGUGGUGUUCCACAGGAAUGGGAGCAUAGAGUCUGAUACACUGGAGCUGUGCCCCGGCCAGACGUUCCAAAUCUCCCUGCUGUAUGCUCACCUGCGGGCAGCACCCGUGGGCACGGAUGACGUGCUCCUGGAGCCCUAUCUCUCCAGCUGGGAGGAACUCAUCAAGUUCUUGGUAGCUAUGGGCCCUUUGGUUGGAGCAAUUUCCAAUGAAAUUGAGACAAAAACCUCCAUCAUCCGUGAGUUGGCAAAGCAGGAAGCAGAGAGAAUGAGAACUAAUGGGCAAAGUGGUCUGAGGGCAGAGGGGGUAAACCCAGACACACAGGCCCACAUGGUGGUGUCCUCCAUGGACCCUGACACUCUCGGGGCAUACGACUCUGUCCAGUCCAUGAUCUCGGCGGAGCUGAGCCGCGGCUUGGUGGACUUCCAGGAGCAGACGGACUCGGGCUGCCGCACGCUGCUGCGGCUCCACCGCGCCCUCCUGUGGCUGCAGCUGUUCCUGCGGAAGCUGGGCCAGGGCCCCGAGCCGGCGUCGGGCCGCCUGCGCAGCCCGUCCGACCUCUGCCGCGAGGCCUACCAGCAAACCCUGGCCCGGCACCACGGCUGGUGGGUGCGCCAGAUGGCCGACAUAGCGUUCAUCGCCCUGCCGGAAAGGACAUUUUUUUACCGGCUUAUAUGCGUCCAGAACCAGGAGGAGGCUACUGUGAUCCUCAAAAAAGUGGUUUACGCCAUCGACGUGAUGUACAACCGCACCCAGAGGGCGCUGGAGGAACACAGCAUGCUGGACUUGCCAUGAGUGGCGAGGAAGGUCAAAGGUCAAAAGGACUGUGUUUGCCGAAUCAGGAGUUUUAUUCUGUCAUAGCGUGGGGGUAACCAGGGACAUUUAGUCUCCCUCACCUGUUCCCUCCCAUGCCAUGACAUGGCAAAUUACUAUUUUAUGAAUAAUUCAAUUAAGAACCAAUUUUUGAGAAUCUCUGAGAGCAUUGUGGACUCACUCAUUGGUACUCAAAGUUGAAAGAAAAAAGCCUUACUGACUGGGGAUAGGGUUGGGGUUAUGGUUGGGUAACCCUAGGCCAUAGAUCUGGGCUCCAUCUUUAUACUUAAAAAUUAAAUAAAAACAGACAAUAGAAACUAUUGAGACAGAUCAUUCCUAAUGCACUGUUAAGUAAUUGUUGUCUAGUGUAAAUGUUUCAUGUUUUCAUCUAGUCGACAAGGCUUAUUUUAGAUGUUGCGAACAUUAUCAUAAUCUUGUAAUUAGAGUAGAGCUGCUUCCUUCUGGCUACCAUUCUGUAAAAACAUGAAUCCAAUUAAAGCGUUUCACUGUCCACCACUAAAAGACUAUACAGUAUAUUGCCCGCCCAAGGAGAAAAAUAAUUGACACCUGUUAAUCAUUUACCAGGUGAGGAGAUCCCACAGCCAUAAACUGGACCUCAUUACAGCAGGUCAAUUACUGAUGAUGAUGCUUUAUGGUCAAAGGUCAGUGAAUGGCUAUAGGUUACACAUUAUGUUUGUCAAGAUAACCCAAGACACGCCUUCAGAUACCUUCAAAUACAACACCAUACCAGAAAGAUAAAGUUUCUGGUUAGUGUAAAGUUCAAAGUGCACUGUUACUGUUUCAAAACUACCUUAUAAAUGUUGACCUGAAUGAGACAAUUGACAUAUAAAUGUCAAGAGGGUGUAGUCUGGCUGAUGCUUUGAUGUUUUAUAUGUUUGCAAUUUAUGCAAUGUAUCAAAAGUACCUUAUAAAUGUUGCCCUGAAUGAGACAUUUGACAUUAUACUGUAAAUGUCAAGAGGGUGUAGUCUGGCUGGUGCUAGGAUGUGUUAUAUUUUUGCAAUUUAUGCAACGGUACAACGUAGUUUGCUUCUAAGCCUAGUAAUGUUGUCAUUUUUUCAAAUGUUCAUUUUCAGAGGAUGGUUUAAGCAUCAACUAUUUAUUUAAGUGUUUAACUAUGCCCAGACCAAAUAAACAAAGGCAGCCAAGAAGCUGCUGCCAACAUAUUGCAAAUA
This is a messenger RNA of Alosa alosa (allis shad), 3202 nucleotides long. RefSeq names its product glycolipid transfer protein domain containing 2b (gene gltpd2b). Lineage: Eukaryota; Metazoa; Chordata; Actinopteri; Clupeiformes; Clupeidae. Gene Ontology annotation, biological process: intermembrane lipid transfer; ceramide transport. Gene Ontology annotation, molecular function: ceramide 1-phosphate transfer activity; ceramide 1-phosphate binding. The record is from RefSeq and is a predicted model, not a curated record. Bases 1040 to 1990 code for a protein of 316 amino acids. Gene Ontology annotation, cellular component: membrane; cytoplasm; cytosol. The transcript has 6 exons.